UAAUUCAACUUCCUGUAGGGUGUGGACAAUUUAUUUAAAAUAACUGCGGAGCUAAUUCUGAAAUUUGCAACAUUCAUGAGCAUGUCUGCAUAGGGAACCGUCAAAUCAUCAUAUUCACACAUACAGAAAAGCACUUGUACAUCCCAAUGCGAAUUACAGGCAGGCCAUGAUCAGAUACAGCACUUUUCAUGAGAAGAAUUAUUCAUGAAUCAUGAGUAAGCAAGAUUUACAUUAGAGGGUGGAAAUGACCGUUCUGUUUGCUUAAACUUACACCUGCAGCUCAAACAGGAUGUUAUCCCGGGCCUGUUUGCGUGCUCUGGUACCUGCUUCGGCAUUUGAUCACAUGAAAUCCUGCAGUGUAACAGUCAUUGACGCGGAUAUGACAACCGCAGCCAAAUAACGCAACAAUAUGAGUCUGUGUUUUCAUUUUAAUUAGAUAGUUGUUUCGUUUAAUCCACAUCUUCUCGUAGUUGAUGGUUUUUGAAGACGAAUGAAUGGGAGAUUUGAAUUUUUGUUUACAUGUCAUUGUUUCUAUGCUUUUAACUGGCUGUCUGAGCCGAUCCAGCACAGGUAAUGUGGCUUUCCUCGACGCACCUGACGCGCCAGUCUCCAAUUGUCCUUUACGCGUUGAGUACACCUGUUAUGAGUCGUCCGAAGUACACGUUCAGGUUCUGGUUUCUUUUGAUACUGGAUCUACCUCAGCUGUUUUUCACAAAUACUGGACCUGCGAGCCCGGACGUGUCAGAACCCGAGUGGUGAUCGUGAGUUUUCCUGACUGGCUUGUGUACCGACCCGAUUGGAUAAUACGCAGUUCUGACUGGGUUCUCAGCUGUUUAUUGCGUGGCUGGAUCGGCCCUGAUGAAUCCAUCGGACCGGGCAGGUUUUCUCGAGCCAGUGUCACGGUUCCCCUCGAUAUUCACUCACCACUGAGUCGACCCUUCAAACAACACCUGCUUUGUGCCAACUGGGACACAGAUCUGCUCUGGAGAGUCAGGAGAGAUGGCAUGCAACAGUGCGCAGAAGAAAAUGAGGUGACAUCUUUUCUUUCCACAUUGUAUGCCUCUACUGGUGAACGUUAUGGUAUCAUUAAAACCCUCGAGCCAUUCAGAAAUGAAGUUUUGGAAGGGCUGAGAAUCAAAUCCAUCUAUUACCCCUGGUGUGCUGUUUCUUUCUGGGUUUUGUUGACAAAACCUUGCCGUAACCGUUUAUGUGGACUGCUGCACCACAUUGAUGUGAAAAAUAAUUAUGCCACCCCUACCUUGUUCCUCACUGACAUUGGUAAGAUUCACAUCCAGGUGCAUGGAGAAGCCGGGCACUCAUCAGCGUUUCUUUCAUCGUUUAAGGUUCCUCUUCAUCAGUGGUGUCGCAUCAACCUGGAGAUUCUGGGACGAAUGGCAAAAGUUUCUAUUGCAUGUACUGACGGACAGCAGCAAUUUGUUAUGAAAGCUGAUGAGCACAUAUUUGGCAUAAACGUCAUGUUGGAUGACACGCAUGGCUAUUUUGUGCUUGGUGGAGGUAAAUUCAUACAGGGGAUUGAAGGAUAUUAUGGACCGACUGCAUUCUAUCGCACACAGGGGCUCCCAGCUGACCCGGAUGAGAUUCACCUUCCUCAUGUAUUAUCAAAGGUGAAUAUAACUGGAUGGUUCCAGUCUUGUCAAAAUUUCAAAUCCGAGCUUUUCCUGUCUGUGCCAAGUCACUCUCUCACUUUAAAGAGACUAUCAGACAGCUGUUUGGACACAUACACAGAGCUGCUGCUGCUGAAUCACAGUACAGUGAACUCAACAGAGCAAUGUAUGUUCUUUGAAUCGCAGACGAAUCCUUACAGACGCCAAGUUGCACAGUUGACCAAACUACUGUCACAGAAAUAUGGCGGGGUGAAUGCUACAGCAGUGGGCAGGAUGCUAUAUGCUCUAGUCCUCCGUAAGAUCAGUACAGCUCACAGUGUGAAGGUUAUAACCAGGAUGAUGCCUUUCCUGCUGCAUUCUGGCUGCUUAGGAGACUAUAGAGCACUACAUCUGUCCUCUGUGCUCUACAGCAGUGGAAUUGGAGUCGAGAGACAGCCGUACAAGGCUUGGCUGUUGUCCCUGUUGGCAGCUCAGAAGGACUGGAGAUUGGCGCUCCUGCGUUUAGGGCACAUGCACCAUGUUGGUGACCUGGAGGUGACCCCUGACCGUGACCUUUCCUAUGCUUAUUACAUUAAUAUUGCGAGACAAACCAGCAUGGAUCAGAAGAAACCCACCCCACAGCAAACGUUUGUUGAGUUAAUACGUUUAAAUGAUGAAGAGACCCUGAGGGCCCAAACCAAUGAAAACGAUGAUCUAUUUCACUGGCUAAAGCUGCAGGCACGAAGUGGAGUGGCUGAAGCUGAGCAAGCAAUGGGUCGUAUGUUGUUCUGGGGUCAGCAAGGUGUGUCUCCAGACAUCCAGACAGCAGUGAAGCACUAUGAAAGAGGAGCCAUCAAACUCAAUGACCCUGUGUCCAUGUACGACUACGCCAUUGUGCUCCUUACGGGUCAAGGAGUUCCAAAAGAUGUUCAGAAAGGCGUUACAUUCCUGAAGAAAGCAAUAGAGCAGGGGUCUGUUCCUGCUCUCACAGCUCUGAUAUAUUUCUCAUGGCUGAAGGAUUACGAGAAGGCGGUACAUCUGUGGGAAGAAGCUGAUGCCAAAGGUCAUCCCGAUGCUGCCAUGAAUUUGGGAGUUUUCCAUUCCCAGGGUCUUUAUCCUGGAGAACCUGCCGACCAGUUUAAGGCAUAUAAGUACUACUUAAAGUCAGCCCAGAGAGGACUCUUAAACGGUGGCAUUGAAUUGGCAGAUAUUUGGAUUCAUGGGUUACCCGGCCAAGUUGCUCGACGCCCAGCGGACGCUGUUCUUUGGGUUAAAUGGGCAUCUGAACAGAAUGGAUAUCUGGGAACAGUCUUGAGGAACGGGCUGAAUGCCUAUUUCAAAGGAGACUGGAUCAUGUCUUUGAUUUAUUAUCUCAGUGCGGCAGAGAGUGGAUUUGAGGCUGCUCAGUUUAAUGUGGCGUACCUUUGUGAACUCAACUCAGGCUCUUUGGAUCCAGCACUGGUGACUCACUGCAUGUUAAGAUAUUAUAAUAUGUCAGUACAGGCUCAAGUUCCAGAUCCUUAUGCUUUGAUCAGAAUGGGAGAUCUGUUGUAUGGUGAACAGGCUUUGGGCAGAAAAGAGGUUUCUGAUGCUGCAGAGAUGUACAAGCAAGCAGCUCUCAAAAACGAACCACAGGGUUGGUAUAAUCUUGGCCUGCUUGUCCAAAACGGAGAGUCACUGCCGUUCAGUGUUCUUUCUGAGCUUAACUUGCUACACCUUCACUUAACAGACAGACAGAAGCUUCUCAUCAGUCUUUUCCGUAGAUGCAGAGAGACCAAUAUCACCGAUGCAUACCUGCCAUGCACACUGGCACUGUUCAGCGCACACCUACGAUCUUUCCAAGUACAUCAGGAUACUACUAUAAAGCUCAUUGCCACAGUUUCAGCAGCAGCAAUAGGAACUCUGUCUUUUGCAUUCGGACUCUUUAAAUGGAGGACAACACCACUCCACCAAACAUCCCAAACAUCUGCUUCCAGCCAAACCCAGGGGGAGGAAGAGGAGGAAUCCUAACGGAAACUACUAGAUAACAUUUUAUUAUUCUUCCAUUAUUCUCAGUGGAUUUCCUCCAUACAAAGCACUUGUUAACCUUUGCUUUUUAAUAGGAAUAACUGGUAACACUUCAAGUAAAGACUUUAUAUAUAAUGCAUUAAAAUAAUUUUAAUGCAUUAAUUAUGCCUUGUAUUUCAUUGUAUGGUCUUACACAGUUAUAAUAUUUAUCUAUUCACUUUUACACCUUUAGAAAGUAUUAUGCAUUAAAACAUGACAACCAAUUUCAGAUGUAACAAGAAAUCUGCAAAUAUUAUAAUGCAUUUUAACUUUGGUUACAAUUAUUUAUAAAAAGAUACAUUAUGAGUGCCUUUAUAAUGCAUUAUAC
Molecule: messenger RNA, 3978 nt
Organism: Megalobrama amblycephala (Wuchang bream)
Lineage: Eukaryota; Metazoa; Chordata; Actinopteri; Cypriniformes; Xenocyprididae
Product: protein sel-1 homolog 3
Molecular function (GO): protein binding
Source: RefSeq, a predicted model, not a curated record